AAUGUAAUUCAUCCACGACUACAGUUUUUACGAAUGAAAUCUCGCCAAAUACGAGAUUUCCAAAAUCAGUCUUUUACACCUGGCAAAAAUCAUGCCGAAAGCAAAGAAAGUCAAGGGGAAGAAGGUGGCACCCACCCCCUAUGCUGCCAAGAAGGCAGUCCCAAAGAAGGUGGUCAACCCUCUUUUUGAGAAGAGGACAAGGAAUUUUGGAAUUGGUAAUGAGAUCCAGCCCAAGAGAGACCUGUCUCGCUUUGUGCUCUGGCCCAAGUAUGUUCGUCUCCAGCGACAGAAGGCCGUCCUUUACCAGCGCCUGAAGGUUCCUCCUUCCAUCAACCAGUUCACCCAGGCUCUGGAUAGGCAGACAGCCACCCAGCUGUUCCGUCUGAUGCACAAGUACCGCCCUGAGACCAAGCAGGAGAAGAAGGCCAGGCUCCGGGCCCGCGCCGAGGAUCGCGUCAAGGGACGUGAAGAGGUUCCUACAAAGCGUGAAGCACGCAUCAUGUCCGGCGUCAACACCGUCACCCGGCUCAUCGAGACCAAGAAGGCCCAGCUUGUUGCCAUUGCUCAUGACGUUGAACCUAUUGAGAUUGUGAUGUUCCUUCCUGCCCUCUGCCGCAAGAUGGGCGUUCCCUAUUGCAUCGUGAAGGGAAAGUCUCGCCUCGGUCAGGUGGUCCAUCGCCGUAAUGCUGCUUGCCUUGCGUUCACCCAGGUCAACCCAGAGGACAAGAGUGCCCUCUCCAAGCUGGUAGACACAGUCAGGACCAACUACAAUGACAGAUACGAAGAGAUCCGUCGUCACUGGGGUGGUGGACAGGUCGGCAGCAAGAGCCAGGCCCGCAUCGACAAGCUAGAGAAGGCCAAGUCCAAGGAACUGGAGGCUAGAGCAUAAGAACCAUUCCUAGAGCAUAACUUACAGACUGACAAAAUGUGGUUCAACCCUUACCAUAGAGAAACUCAGUAAAAAAACACAAACAUCCCCAUUAUUUUUGGAAGGCAAGCAUUACAUUCAGGCUAUAUCAACUUAAUAUUGAUGACCAUAAUCAGAUCGGAUUACAGGCAAGUUUCCUGAUGGACUCAUUUAGUGAAGGGCACCUUCGAAAUAUCUUCUCCAUUUUCUUGACUGGAAGCAUGAUACAGUACAUCUCUGCUAUGUAAUAAGCAUGGAAUAAAUGACCAUAGCAUACACAA
Molecule: messenger RNA, 1188 nt
Organism: Lytechinus variegatus (green sea urchin)
Lineage: Eukaryota; Metazoa; Echinodermata; Echinoidea; Temnopleuroida; Toxopneustidae
Product: 60S ribosomal protein L7a-like
Exons: 6
Coding region: 92-889 (265 amino acids)
Biological process (GO): ribosome biogenesis
Cellular component (GO): ribonucleoprotein complex
Source: RefSeq, a predicted model, not a curated record